CUGGUUGGCGGCUUCGGUUAUCACGAAGCGCGGUAUCACUGGCUAUCCCAAUAUGCUCUUCUGCCAAAGUUACCUGUGCCCGAUCCACGGACAACACUUGAGCAUUUUCUGGAAUUUGCUAAACCGUUACAAACAAACAAGGAGUUUGAGGAUACGAAAUUGGUUGUUGAGAGAUUCAAAGAAAAGGAAUUGCCAAUUCUACAAAAGCUUCUAGAACAACGUGCUACAACGCUAAACAACUGGCUGACACCAUGGUGGUUGAAUGUAGCAUACUUAGAAUCGCGCACACCGCUCCCGAUCAUAACAUCUCCAGGAUUACUAUUCCCCCUGUUUCCAAGUAACGACAAGGACACUCGAAUAGAUCAUGCUGCAAAAAUUACACAAGCCGCUGUAGAAUUCUACCUAAAAAUACUAAGAAAUGAACUUCCUCAGGACAUGGCUGGCAAAACACCAUUCGACAUGAGCCAAUACAAGUUUAUGUAUGGUACAACUCGAAUACCUAAAAAAGGAUGUGAUGAGAUUCGUUAUGGAUGCAGCAAUGAAAACCAUUCGAAGCAUAUUAUUGUUAUACACAAUGGUCAUCUUUUCUCAAUGCCUGUACUGAAUGCGACUGGUCAGCCGUUACCGUUAUCAGCGCUCUCCGGAUUUUUCAGUGACGUUAUCAAGCAAAGUCACGAGCGGAAACAACAUGCCGUCGGUAUUGUCUCAUCAGAUAAUCGUGAUCGGUGGGCUGAAGUCUACGAGCAGCUCAAAGAAAAUGCUACAAAUUCUUCACAUCUCUCUCUUAUUGAAGAUGCUUUGUUUGUCGUUUGCAUCGAUCAAGAGAGUACAUCUCCCGAAGACUAUACUGAGAAAGAUGAGCAAGCAAGACAGUGUUUACACGGAGGUGGAACGACAAGCAAUUCUUGCAACAGAUGGUUUGACAAAACGCUACAGUUCGUAGUUGGUGCUAAUGGCGCCUGCGGAAUGACCUAUGAACAUACUCCUGCAGAAGGUCCACCAGUAGCUGCUAUGAUGGAUUUCAUCUGUGAUAAAAUCAAAGCACAAGGUAAUGUGAAACGGUUGGAUUUCGAGCUUAAUGACGUUCAAAAAGCUCAAAUCGAAAAAAGUGGCAGGGAUUUUGACAAGGCAGUUGAUGAUGUAGAUGUAGCGGUAUACUCGUUCAAGCGGUUUGGUAAGAAUUACCCAAAAUCGGUGAAUAUCUCUCCAGACUCAUUCAUUCAAAUGGCAUUCCAGUUGGCGUUCUACAGAAUACAUUCUGCUUUACCGCCUACCUACGAAACAGCGACAUUGCGAAGGUUUCAAGAGGGACGGACUGAGAACAUACGGUCACCGAACCCAUUAGCUGAGAAUUUUGUCAAGAAGAUGGUGUCGGGAGCUGAACCUGCGGAAGUCAUUUACAAAGCUUUGAAAGCGGCUGCGGAAUCACAUAAGAAGUAUACGAUGAAUUGCAUGAAUGGAGCUGGAAUGGAUCGACAUCUCCUAGCAUGGAAACUUUUGGCGGCUGAAAAUGGCCUUUCGAAGCCGAGCAUUCUCAAUACACCUGCCUACGAAAAUAUGUGCCACUUUCAGGUCUCCACCAGUCAGGUCCCUACACGGAACUACAUCCAUCUGUGCUUUGGGCCAUCGGCACCUGACUGCUAUGGUAUCUGCUACAACCCUCAGGAAACUGAACUUCUUUUUACGAUCACAACCUUCAAAAGCUGUCCUUCAACAAGCUCCAAAUUAUUUGCAAAGGAACUGGAGCGUGCAUUCAACGACAUGAGUACUGUAUGCAACAAAGCUUUACGGCCCAUAUCUAAAUUGUAG
Haemonchus placei is the source of this 1809-nucleotide messenger RNA. NCBI's taxonomy places the organism in Eukaryota, Metazoa, Nematoda, Chromadorea, Rhabditida, Trichostrongylidae. The record is from the annotation of a GenBank genome assembly.